AUGACUAGUUGGCUUGUUUACUCUUGCAAGGCUACCUCGGAUGAACAGAAGAUCAUCAAAUCCAACAUAGCCAAGAUUAGUCAGAAGAAUCCAGACUCGCAUGGUGAUCUACCUUUUGUUUCUGCCGUGGACUCAGAAGGAGUCAAAGAAGAAAUUGAACAACUUUGUGAAGAAGACAUCCCCACUGCUGUACCAGACAAUGCCCGCCAGUUGAUGGUCACCUUUGAAUGGACGAGCUUUCUUUGGAAGAGAAGAUUAAGAAGGCAAAGGAAGCCUUUUCCUCAACUUGUCCUGCCAUCAAUCACCAUUGCAGUAAUGGUCUGGAAGCCAAUGAACAUCCCAAUGGUUGACCUUUAUCACAACCAAUUGCUUCCGGUGGCGACGGGGCCAGCAAAGACAAGAUCAAGUUCACUGAGCCAGCUCAGGGUGCCAUCAACCCCAGUCAAAUCCCCAUCUCCAUCACCUCAGAAACAUGUGAUCAAGGCGAGUAAGCAAGCUUCAAAGUUCAAGAAAUGUGUUCCAAAAGGGGAGGGCCUUCAAGACAUCAAACUCAAUUUACCAAUUCUAGAGAUAGAGAAAGGUGUUGAGAGGGAGAUAGAGGUCAAAGCUAAGGUUAAAGCUAAGCCUACGGCAAAGGGGAGGAAGCCAAAAGUGGCAAGAGUCUAG
Molecule: messenger RNA, 666 nt
Organism: Melampsora larici-populina 98AG31
Lineage: Eukaryota; Fungi; Basidiomycota; Pucciniomycetes; Pucciniales; Melampsoraceae
Exons: 4
Coding region: 1-666 (221 amino acids)
Source: RefSeq, a predicted model, not a curated record